Messenger RNA from Marchantia polymorpha subsp. ruderalis, 3046 nucleotides. The record is from the annotation of a GenBank genome assembly. Lineage: Eukaryota; Viridiplantae; Streptophyta; Marchantiopsida; Marchantiales; Marchantiaceae.
GUUCGGGCGUGUCAAAUCUUCUGGGCAGAACGAAAGGCCAAGUUCAAGAGCAAAGGAGCAAUCUCGACAGGAAUGUUGAGCAGCUCACUAAUCUCGCGGAUAGGCUAAUCCAGAGCUAACUCAUAUUCUGGGCUCAGCCCUGAGAGCAAUCUAGGUCAACUGAUCAAACCAUCGCACCAAUCCGCAUUCAGUUCCUCCGUGCUUGACGCUCGCUUUCUCAAGAAGUUCGACCGCUACACAAACCUAGGGACAAGAUCCGAACUCCAAGUGUCUGACAGAUUUCACAAAUCCGUACUGCCAUGUCCGCAGGACGCGAGUCGAAGGUAGCAGACGGGUCUCAAUCAAACGACCGGAGUAGGAUUGUACGUGGAAGGCUGAAAGCUAGGCAUUGAACUUUCUGAUCCAGACCGAACUUUUGGGCACCAAAUCCUGAGCUGGGAAUCAGUUCCUGAGCACCAACAGGAUCCGUGCGUGCCUGUGAAAGAAAUAUUAGAAAAUUCAGGAUAGGUUUGCCAGAGGACCUUGUGCUGUUUGACUUGGGUACCUCGUUGAGCGGGAAGCAGUGCCAAGUUGCCGACGUGACGGCAGGGUGCAGGUCAACGACUGACUGGGUCUUGGCUCUCGACCACCACCACCACGGAGGACGAGGAGGAGGAGGAUAUCGUCAGGAGCUCGAGAAGGAAGUCACUGCUGCGUGAAAAGCCUUUCGGUUCCUGAAAUUUGGGAAACCAGCGAGAGGUUCCUCCGACGGAAGGAAGCCGUAACACAAGAGUCGGAUGUGGAUCUACGGCGAGGCACAGUGGUCGGCACAGUGUGGCACGGAUGUGACCCUCCUUUCGUAAUGGAAUCUCAGUUUCUGCAUCCCACAGCGCGAAAGAAACACAGAGGCAGAGGCAGAGGAAGAGGGCACUCGUCUCGUGCGUCUCGUUCGUCGCUGGAAUCUGACGGGACUGCUAGGAUUGCAUAGCCGCCGUGAUUGUGAUCGGAGGACCUCAUGAGAGAUCUGGAGGCUGCCUCGGAUUAGCAAGGUCGGAUUUGUUGGUCGCCAUGGGAAGAUUGCUGCUGAUUGCGUACCUCGCGCAGCUGCUGCUGCUGGUGCUGACGACGGCGGAGGCGAAUGGGCGCCAUCUCUAUAGUGAGAGGGACAGCGACCCUGAAGAAAAAGAGGUUCAUUUGUAUACCGAGGCUGCCAUUGCCAGAUUGAAAAAUUUGACACCCAAUACACCAGAAUCUAAAGAAGAUCUACACAAAGGCUAUCGAAGUAAUGAACAACUCUUCAGUGCCGUGGAAGAAUUCUCUACGAGGUGUAGCAAUAUUUCCAGACUUUACAGCAUCGGAGAAAGCGUUAAAGGCGUACCCCUGUUGGUGCUGGAGAUAUCUGACAAACCUGGCGAGCUUGAACCAGAACCUGCGUUCAAGUAUGUUGGGAACAUGCACGGUGAUGAACCCUCAGGACGUGAGCUUCUUCUCCUUCUAGCAGAAUGGCUCUGCUCUAACUAUCUCAAGGAUCCUCUGGCAACCCAGAUUGUGAAAGGGGUUCACUUACACCUUCUUCUGGCAAUGAAUCCUGAUGGAUUCGAACUAAGGGAACGCAACAACGCAAACGAUGUUGAUCUGAAUCGCGACUUUCCAGACCAGUUUUUUCCGGAUAACAACAAUGAAUCAGCAAGACAACCGGAGACACGAGCCGUCAUGGAUUGGAUAAGAAAGAACAGAUUUACGGCUUCUGCAAGUCUACAUGAGGGAGCAUUAGUCGCGAGCUAUGGUUGGGAUGGUACUGCAAGUGGAAGGACAGGCUAUGCAAAAGCUCCUGAUGAUGGCGCUUUUGCUUACAUGGCAUCUCUUUAUGCUCGGUACAAUCCCGCAAUGAGAAAAAAUGGUGAAUUCAGUGAUGGUGUGACCAAUGGAGCAGCUUGGUAUCCUCUUUACGGAGGUAUGCAGGACUGGAAUUAUAUUCAUGGCAAUUGUUUUGAAAUCACUCUCGAGAUGAAUGAUGAGAAGUGGCCUCACUUCAGCAAGAUACCUGCCAUGUGGGAUCAGCACAAGAGAAGCAUGUUGAUGCUCGUUGCAAGUCUUGUGAAGUCAGGUGUGCAUGGAAGGGUUAAAUCUGCAAAAGAUGCAAGGUCUAUUCCAGCCGUGAUAAGCGUGACGGGCAAUAACCACGAUAUCAUAGCUAGUUCACAGUUUGGUGACUUUCAUAGAAUUCUUCCUCCUGGACGAACAUAUGCAGUGACCGCAAGCUCGCCUGGAUAUGUCAGCCGCACGAGGACUAUAGCUCUCCCGAAUGACAAAGCAGUCACUGUGGAGUUCCUCCUCGAUCCUGUAACUACAAGUGACACAGCUCUAGGAGAGCAUCCUCUUCUGCGGGGAUCAACUCGGACCAGGCAAAAAGACCAAAGUUUUGAAGAGGUCGCGAGCAAGGAAACAUCUGAUCAGACUUUUUCUCGAAGCAAAAUGUACAAUGAACCAGAUAAAAUGUCGGACUCAAUGUCGAUGGAAGAGGCUGAUUUAGUUUCGGGCUCCAACCUCGACCACUUAAGAUUGUGGGUUAUCAGCAGUUUUGGAGCGACCGUAGUCGUAUUAGCAGCUCUUAUGUAUGUUCUGAUCAGAUGGAGAGGCUCAUUUAGAUCACAUGUAUUACGCCCUGCAACGAGAAGAAUUUGAUGCUGUGAGAUUGGUCUCAGUUUGGCAGAUUGACCCUAAACGUACAGAUUUUGGCUAAAUGGAAGCUUUCAGAAUCAGCAGGGCUUUUCCGAGAGAAUGCUGAAAUACGAUAUCAUUCAUCGAUGAUCAAGCGUCCGAAGCACACAUGCCCUGCCCUGCCAUGCCCUGCGAUGCACUGUUCUGAGCUGUCGGUUUGCGGACACAAUUUUGCUACGACCUCCCAUGAAAAGUGGUCUUGAAAUCUGGAAACCCGCAGUAGAUGACACUGACAAGCAUUCUGGAAGUUUACGGAGUGUCCGCUGUAAUCUGCCCAUAGCAAUUUCUGUACUAUCAGACAAUACAUUCGGACAGACUAAUCAAUGAAAAGUACGUGAAAGUCUUC